Molecule: messenger RNA, 4378 nt
Organism: Papilio machaon (common yellow swallowtail)
Lineage: Eukaryota; Metazoa; Arthropoda; Insecta; Lepidoptera; Papilionidae
Gene: Rbfox1
Product: RNA binding protein fox-1 homolog 1-like
Exons: 13
Coding region: 353-1780 (475 amino acids)
Biological process (GO): regulation of alternative mRNA splicing, via spliceosome; nervous system development
Cellular component (GO): nucleus; cytoplasm
Molecular function (GO): mRNA binding
Source: RefSeq, a predicted model, not a curated record
UCUCGACAACGUGUUCUGUCUCUGUCACACUUCAAGCAGCACCGCCGGAUCCGUUGAGUCGCCACGCGUGCCCGUCCGUUGUUGCACAUCGACGUCAACCGCUUUCAGUGCUAUAGCGCGUUCCUCCGCGCUCAAUCUACAUAACCUAAAACCUUACAAUCUAAAUAAAAUUUUAUAUUUUGCAUUUUAUAAUUAACACAAAUACUCAUGAUAAAGUCUAAUUUAUAAGAUUAGUGAAGUGCCGUUGACGCCCUAUCGAGGGCGAUUCGUGGAGUGUAUUUUUGUGCAGCACUAAGUAAAUACAAACGGCAAGCUGUGGGGAUCGGGGGCCUUUUUUUUGCCGCCGCAGGGGAUGUACUAUCCUGUGAGUAACGGCAAUGUCAUCGACACAGGAACACCAACCCUGCUGCACAUGGUGGGCACGGGUAUGGGGAACCCAUUCCCCGCGGCGGCCGCGGCGGCGGCGGCGGCGCAGUUCGCAGCCAACGGAGACGCGCUGGCUGGCAAGGCGGAGCUAGCCGCCGGCGUGCCCGCACCCCAACAGCCCUCGCAGCACCCUCAGCCGCCGCAACCCGCGCAGGCGCAGCUCGUGAAAAGCGAGGGCCCACCUCCGCCCGCGCCGCUCCCGCCCGCUAACUUUUCACCGCAACCGCCGCCACAGACACACUCACAGAAUUCGAUAGAAAAUCAAAAUAACAACACACAAAAUGAGAACGAAGGCACAGAGGAGAGCACCCCCGUGAGUGUGGCGGCGGCGGUGGCUCAGCAGGCGGCGGCGCAGCAGGUAGCGGCCGCGCACGCAGCGCACGCCGCACAUGCCGCUCAGGCCGCGCACGCCGCCACCAGCGCCGCCAACGCCGCCGCCGCCGCCGCAGCCGCCGGGCCCGAUAAGGCACUUGUUGUACCCGUCGCCCAGGGCUCGCAGCCCAAGCGCCUGCACGUCUCCAAUAUACCCUUCCGCUUCAGAGACCCCGACCUAAGAAACAUGUUCGGCCAAUAUGGCACGAUACUUGAUGUAGAAAUUAUCUUCAAUGAACGCGGCUCGAAGGGAUUCGGUUUUGUAACAUUCGCAAAUAGUGGUGAUGCGGAGCGAGCACGAGAGCGUCUUCACGGCACCGUGGUUGAGGGCAGAAAGAUAGAGGUUAAUAAUGCAACUGCGAGGGUACAAACUAAGAAACCACCAGCGGUCCCUAACGUGUGCGUCCAAUGGCCGGAAGGUGAGAAACAUUAUUUCCCAUUCCUUAUAACUCCAAAUACUAUUGAAAGCUUACGCGUUUACAUUAAUUACAUAACAUUCAUUCGAGCAUGGAACUUUCCCGCGCCGCGCGCCGUGCACGCCCUCGCGCACAUGCUGCCGCGCGCCUACGCCUCGCCCCCCGCGCCCGCCGCGCACCCCUCGUCCGCCGCCGCCGCCGCGCACGCCCAGCUGCACGCGUACGCGCCCGUAUAUUACGACCCCUUCUUAGCAGCGGCAGCGACGGCCGACUCCAAUUACAGACUACAGGCAGCGGCGGCGGCGGCGGCGGCGGCAGCGCCCCUGCUGAAGUCCCCGCUGACGACGGCGCAGCACGCGGCGGCGGCGGCGGCGGCGGCCAACUACGGCGCCGCCGCUCGCGCAGCCGCGGCCGCCAGCGCCGCGCCCGCGCCCGCACUCACGCCCCUCGCCGCCACGUACGGCAGAGAAUACGGUGACCCAUACUUAGGGCAUAGCAUCGGUCCAGUUACUGGAUACGGGACGGCGAUGUACAGAAGCGGUUACAACAGGUUCGCGCCGUACUAAGCCGGAGGAACUACAAUCUUAUUACUCGAAUACGGAACCUUGGUCAUCUUUACGUAACAUGACAAUGAACUCUCUUUGUAAACGUACAAACAUAAUUUUAGGUAUCAGUUAGUGGUAGCCGGUUGCUGUUAUGUAAGCUUGGUUAACAUAGUGUAGCGGCGCAGAGCCGCGCGUUCGCUGCGUCCUCUAUCGGCGGGUUCACGAACUCAUCAAUACCAAAGUCAUUAAAAUUCUAACCGUAAUAGUUCACUAAGUUAUAUACUCUAUUGUAAAAUUGUUAAUGCAUAUACAAGUGCGAGCAGCUAAACUGGAGCGCGUUCAUUCUAUUUAGAUAUUUAUAAGAAUUACUAUUUUACUAUUAACGUAAUAGGUGAAGGAAGCGGCCGCCGACCUCACGCCAAUGACAAUAGAACUUAUUACACGUAACGUAUAUUUAGUGAGCUUUGCACUUGCAUAUCAUGUAGAAAUUGUAAAUAUUUGAAAUGAAUCACAUUUUAUCUAUAAAUACCCUCCGAUUCGGAUAUGUUAUUGUUGUGCUUGUACAAUAGGCGGGAAACGAUCCUCGAUCACUUUUUUAACGGAAUCAAUUUUUAAUAUUGUAAAAAUGGCGGUAAGUUUUAUCAAUUUUCAUACGAUUUAUAUAUUUCGUGCCGAUCUGGCACUCGGAUAUUUAUCGUUGAAACAUUAAGUUUCAUUUAUUUUUACACAAUCAUUUCUAUGAAUAGGAAUAAAAUGCAAUUUUAACCGUAACAUUAAACGAUUCGAUUGAGAUAUGAGUUGUUCGUUUGUUAGUUGUAACCGAUAGCGUGGUGCGAAUGUAAUGCGGUGCCAUUUGUUGGGUUGUUACUGAGUAAUGCUCUCGUGUAGAAGUUACCUCGGUACAGUUUUACAAUAGUCGUAGGCGUCAUUGUUGACGUCGAGCAAAGUCGAGCGACGCCGGGCGUACGUUAAAUAUCUGCUAUAAAUAGGUAUUUAUUUGUGGUGCACAGUAUGAGCCGUGUACCGCCCGCUGCUGCCUCCGUAUACGUUACAUCAAAGUGUUUACAUUGCGCUUUCCAUUUAUUCAAAGUCUCGAUCGCUAGGUUAAAUUUUACUGACACGUAGUCGUAAUGCUUUAGAUGUAGUAUAUAAGAGUGUUCUUACAUAUCAUUGAGGUUUCUCCUUGUAAUCGUAUUAGUGUUGGCUCACAAGAUGGUGUCCGAUGUAACAAUUUUAUCUGACGCUCUCAUUAUAUCGAACAAUAUUUGCGUACGGGUCCAACCCUUUAGCCGUGGUAAAGUUAGAUCUAACAUUCGCAUUAGAGUUUUAAAGUAUUGUGAUGUCGAUGAAUUCGCUCAACGUUUAUACCAAAGCACAAAGUCCCCAUCGAUUGAUGCGCAUCAUUUCUGAGCAUUAGUACGUCGUUUCGUUUCCUCCCGGUAGAUUUAAUAGUCUUUCAAUUGGAAAAACUUAAAAAGUCUAUGAGUCGUACAUAGAUCGUUUAAGGAAUACGAGUUUUUUUUUUUAAUUCUCAACAUUAAUUUUAUUUGCCAUAAUCGUUUCGUGACGAUGUUUUAAAUAGAAGAUCUGAAAAAUUCACACGUAGCAGCCGUUUUUUUUGCAUCAACGUUCUCAAAUUUAGUUUACUUGUUUCGUUUACUCAAGGUAUGUUUAAGUUUGUAUUUGUCGUCGUCUGCUAUAUUUCAGACCUUUACGUAGGAGCUACAAUACGGUUGAAAGCAGUGCAUGUGGAUGUGUUUUGGUGACAUAUCAACAUAAGGCGCGAGUCUCGCCGGCCGCCGCCUGUGGCCAUAGCUUUAAUAAUUAGGUGAAAAGGGCGCGGCGGCCGGCGCCUUGCUUCCAUCGACCCUCGACUCACAGAUCAACAAAUCCAUGACAAUUCUCGUCUUGUAGAUUUUUCUAGUCUCUUUCGCACAAGUAUUUUUAAUAAAGGGUGCUUUCCUCGUAAAGGUUCCAUGUGAUAGUGGCGGAACGCGGAGCUCGUGUAUUUGUUGUAAGUCGUACAGUACGGUCUAUUUUUAAGCUUUCUUGUGUCAUAUAUCUGAUUUUUAUGAUUUACGAAUUAUUGAAGACACGUUCAGUGCUAAUGGCGCUGGCGGUUGUUCAAUGAGUUACAAAUAGUAUAGAGGUAACAUUAGUCAAGUUGCAGCUUCUUCGAACAAUGUUUUUGUGCUUUAUCGCUAAAUACUCAUGUGUGAAUGUAUAAUUUUAGUAAUUUCUAGUUUAUUAAGUUUUUUUUUUGUAAUGCAAAUUUUUAUACCUAAGUACAUAAAGUAAAGUACUUGUGAUUGAUGUUUCGUCUUUUAGUUUUAACAAGUAUUUUAUUGUAAUGGAACUCGAGUCACAAAUGCGGAGAUUUCUUGCAAACUUUAAACAUCUAUUUUACGACACGGGUAAACGAGACGCGUUUUGAAGACGGUUUGAGAUGUGCUUUAUGUUUUGGUGCGACAUGGCGGCGGAUAGUAGUUUUAUAAUUUUUUUUUAGCCUAAUUACAAACGUCGUAUCAAAAAACGUCUCGAUUACUCAUCUUGAAUCGAAAUGUGCGAUUAUUUUUUAUGUUAUUUAAAACGUUUUUAUAGGUGAUUUUAAUAAAGAUG